AUGUCUUAUGUUCUGACAACGUCGCUAGGCAUAACGACUGGCAAGAAUGGAAUGACCACAUCCCUGAUCAGUACCCAAGUCAGCGAUUUCAAAGCCACUGGCACAUAUGAACUUGCAACUCUCUCAGAAUACUCGAACUUACGUCAGCACAUGACCAUUACCACCACUCAAUCAGCAACCACAUCCGGUAACAAUGGUUUGGAAACCGUUGCAGCUGUCGUUCUUGCAGGGGGUGUCGCCUGGUUCUUAGCCGAUUUUUCUGGUGCUGCCGCAGCUGCCGCAGCGCUCAAGCCUCCUGACUCGGCAGAAAACCACGAAGAUGAUAAACAAUGCCCUGACCCAGAGCAUAAAUGUUCUGAGUGCGACGGAAAGCUUGACAUAUGCACAAGCGGCAAAGAUUCUGGCUGCGCUUGUAAACCUGCAGAUUGCCCUGCUGAUGAAGCUGAUGAUCAACCAAAAUGCUCAGAUCCUGCGUGCAAUGGUAAAGACGACAAAUGCACUACCGGAGAUCACACAGAUUGCAACUGCAAGAAAGACGAAUGUCCUGCAGACGGUCAUGAUGAUCAACCCAAAUGCUCGGACGAUACUUGCAAAGACCUUCUCAAAGAUCCUCUCUUCUGCACCGAUUGUGGGGGCUACGAUGACCAAGGAAAGUGUAAAGGGGUAGGUUUUCUCGAUCCAGCCCAGAACAACAAGUACAAGAGUUGUGAUUGUCUCCGUGAACCAGAUUUCAGCAAACACUCUGGACCCUCCAAAAGACCAGAUGCCCAAAAGCACUUCGAAGCGCUCAAGCGCCUGAUCAGGAAGGGGGCAAAAUCCACAGAUCCAAAACCGUCAGACAGCCCCGAGCCCGGUUCCAAACCUGACGGAACAACGCCAACAUGCGACGAGAAUGACGUUUCCAAUAUAGACAACAUGUCCUGGGGCAAGAAACCUAUGUACCAAAGCUUCUGCGACACAAUCAACGGCGGCGACCCCAAAGCUCACGUCGCCAUGAUUGUGGACAUUGAAGGCAACAAAAUUCCGAACAAAAAGCGCGCACUUUUCGAGCGAACUCCUCCAAGCGACCCGGGGCAGUGGAACGACUAUACAUUCUCGCUGAUAUGGACGGGGGGUGACGGAUCUUGUGAUAGCGACUGUGGUAACUUCAUGGGCAGCAUGUCCGGCAAUACCUGCGGCCACCUUUCCGCAGAGCAAAACAAAAUGGCCAACAAAAUCGCCGUCGACACGGGCUGUGGCAAAUACACGAUGGGAAUCAACGCGCCUCCAGGCACCGUAAACCCGCACGGCACCAACCCAGACCCUAGCCCGACCUGCUACACCAAAGACAAAGGAUACACAACCUUCAACGUCGGCAAAGCCUCCGAAGCCAUCGACAAAUUCUGCCAGAUCCUGCACGAUCAGAAAUCGAAGAUCAGCGGGCUGGCGCGGGAGAACAGCCAGACGUUCGCUCGGCGGGAUAAGAAGGGUGUCGUUAAGGAUGGGAAGAAGACGCUCACUCUCAAUGUGAAUUGGGCAACUUCGCCGACGUGCGCUGAUCCGGGGAAUAAGGGGUAUGAUUUUGGGGAGCAUAGUGUGGAUGAUUGUAAGAAGAAUUUUGGGUUGGAUUUGUUGCCGAAAUGUCCAAGUCCGGAUGAUCAAGGGGGUAAAGACCCGUGGACCUAUGGGGGCUGGGUGGUUGCGGAUUGUGUGGCAUGGACCGUUGCUGCUCAGUGA
Molecule: messenger RNA, 1716 nt
Organism: Bacidia gigantensis
Lineage: Eukaryota; Fungi; Ascomycota; Lecanoromycetes; Lecanorales; Ramalinaceae
Exons: 7
Coding region: 1-1716 (571 amino acids)
Source: RefSeq, a predicted model, not a curated record